This is a messenger RNA of Cladophialophora psammophila CBS 110553, 2166 nucleotides long. RefSeq lists its product as uncharacterized. Gene Ontology annotation, molecular function: protein binding. The transcript is spliced from 3 exons. Gene Ontology annotation, cellular component: nucleus. NCBI's taxonomy places the organism in Eukaryota, Fungi, Ascomycota, Eurotiomycetes, Chaetothyriales, Herpotrichiellaceae. The record is from RefSeq and is a predicted model, not a curated record. Bases 1 to 2166 code for a protein of 721 amino acids.
AUGCCAUUCCACAUCCCUCACCACCAGCACCACCUCUCCGACCCUCAGUUCACCCACGACAACUACUACAGCGCUGUCAAUGCCAUAUACUCUGCCGGCCAGACUUUGAGCUCUGUCGGCGCCCCAAACCCUCAGUACUUGGACAACCACCCCAAUCCGCCCACCACGGCUCCCGAAUCCAGAUCCUACCUACCUCAAUCCCAGCCAAACACCAAUGGCAACGGUACCGUGAUCCCAUAUCGUCCUGGUCCUCCUCCCUCGGCGUACGCAAAUGCGCAAGAGGCCCAGCCUGGCCAAUACCAGCCGGGUCUGAGGCGCUCUCUUACAAUCGGUCGCCAACAGGCCGACGAGUUGCAUUUGAAUCAGCAGGGAACGGCCAUGAGCGACGUCCACCACUAUGGUGCACCGCCGGCCUACACAGGGGAAGCACUGUCCAUCAAGAUCGAACCCUCUACACCUCAGCAUCCUAACAGUGUCGCCAGUCAGCCGGUUCCGGGUACGCUGCAACCGGGUCUUGCAAGCAGACCUGCGACUCUAGCAGCCAGCAACACCGCUGCGACAAUCCCUACUCUACCGCAGAUAUCGACCCAGAUGCAACAGCAGCAACAACAACAACAGCAGCAGCAGCAGCAGCAGGGGCAGCAGCAACCUCCUCUUUCCGCAAGACCAACGACUCUGAAUCAUACCCACUCCUACUCUCGGUCCAGUCCAGGCGCCAUGGACCAGCCAAAAUACAAGCCUUUCUCAGAUACUCCGGAUCAGGGCAAGUAUCCAACCGCCCCGAGUUCAUACGUGCCCCAGACGCCUCAAGGACCUCCGUCAUAUUCACCUCUCGGUCUAGCGGACAUCAGACCGAGAACAGACCCGACGUUCACGGAUAUGCCCUUCAGUCCUGGUGUGGCGCAGGAGAACGACAUUGUACAAUAUCCUCAAAAUAGCAAUUAUAUUGCGCCUUGGCCCAUAUACGCGGUUGAUUGGUGCAAGUGGCCUCCUCGGUCGAGCAGCGGUUCGACGGGCAAAGUGGCUAUUGGAAGUUAUCUGGAGGAUAACCACAAUUAUAUUCAAAUACUGGAUACCCAAAGAUCGCAAAUAGACCCAGACAACCCCCACGGUGAACGAGGUUUGGAGUUUCUCAAAACCGCAGAAGCUACACAUGCAUAUCCCGUGACAAGGAUAUUAUGGGAACCGCCUUCGUCGAAUAAGCAGACAACAGACCUAUUAGCAACGUCUGGCGACCACCUUCGACUGUGGUCCCUCCCAAAUGACCAACAUUCAUAUCAAUCGAACUCCAUCACGCGGUCAGCCACCAAUAAAACACCUCCGUUACAGAAGCUGGCACCACUUGCAUUGCUUUCGAAUUCGAAAUCCCCCGAACACACCGCCCCCAUCACGUCGCUGGACUGGAAUGUGGUCCAGCCAUCCUUGAUUAUCACAUCGUCAAUCGACACCACCUGCACCAUCUGGGACAUCCCCACACUCACGGCCAAGACGCAGCUAAUCGCACACGACAAGGAAGUGUACGAUGUGCGGUUUUGCGCGAAUAGCGUUGACGUGUUUGUCUCGUGUGGCGCGGACGGAAGCGUGAGGAUGUUCGAUCUGAGAAGUCUCGAACACAGCACCAUUAUAUAUGAGCCGUCAGAGAAGCAGCAGCAGCAAGAGAAAAAUUCACAACUUGCCGAUCCUCUUUCCAGUUCACCGACACGCGCAUCAGGUUCAGGUGGCGUUUCAACCCUCCCUUUUCCACCUCCGUUGCUCCGCAUUGCGGCCUCUCCCCAUGACGCCCACUUGCUCGCCACAUUUAGCCAAGACUCGAAUAUCAUUCGUGUUUUGGACGUUCGACAGCCCGGCCAGGCCUUACUUGAACUGAAAGGGCACGGUGCCGCCGUCAACUGCAUCGAUUGGAGCAAUUCGCAGCGUGGCGUACUGGCUUCUGGUGCAGAUGAUUGCUGUGUGUUGCUCUGGGAUCUCAUGGGCUCGAGUGCCUCAACCGGACAGAACAGUGUGCCGGGUGGCAUUACGAACAACAGCAGCGGAGGACAGGGACAAGAAAGGGGGCCGUCAGCAGUCUGGGAUUCCAAGUUUGAAGUGAGCAAUUUGAGUUGGGCUCCGACGGCGGGCACGCUAGGGGUUUGUGGCGGUAGAGGUUUUUGGGGCGUGCAGUUAUGA